AUGUUACUUGACCUAGACCAGUCAAUCCCAGAUCCAUCAGCACCAUCUGUACCGGUUGCACCAGCUAGACAGUAUGAGGAGCCAGACCUUGCUGCCGACACUACUGAGGAACAUGGGCACAAAACAGAAGGUUACAUCUCCCUCAGACAAGAAGUCGUAAACAUAUUGCGGCAGGGACACCUCAAACAGCUGUUUAGCGAUAAAGGGAGAACCAACUUCGCCAGAGGACGUAAACACCAAGGCCCGCCGAAGAUGCCAACACCAACUCGUACUAUCAACAUGAUCAUCGGCGGCGGCGAUGAUGCCUCUAGCAACAGCGUGAAGUUCACCACCACUCACAAGCUCAAAUCUAUCACUCGUGAAUGGUACGAUGGACUUGAAGAAAGUAUCAUCAUCGAUGAGUCGGAUGCCGACAGUUUGACUUUUCCUCAUAAUGAUGACCUCAUUAUUACUUUAUGCAUUUUAGAUACCGAUGUGAAAUGCAUCAUGGUGGACGAUGGAAGUGGAGCAUGCAUUAUCCAUCUCUGA
This is a messenger RNA of Nicotiana attenuata, 528 nucleotides long. RefSeq lists its product as uncharacterized. Lineage: Eukaryota; Viridiplantae; Streptophyta; Magnoliopsida; Solanales; Solanaceae. The coding region runs from base 1 to 528 and encodes 175 amino acids. The transcript has 2 exons. The record is from RefSeq and is a predicted model, not a curated record.